UGCCUCAAUGCGCCGGGCGCUGAUCGCGUCAUGGUCGUGCUCAAGACUGGCGCAUCAGAAAUCUAUGAGAAACUGCCAACCCACCUGAUCACUCUGUUCCGAUGCACUCGGCACUACCUCAUCUUCUCCGACAUGCCGCAGACUUACGCCGAUUAUGAGAUCCACGAUGCUCUGGCUACUGUCCACGACAAGUACAAGAACGAACACGAAGACUUUGAGGUCUACCGCAAGCUUCAGAAAUACCACCGCGAAAACCAGAAUGUGGCCAAGUUGAAGGGCGACAAGGGGUGGAACCUCGAUAAGUGGAAGUUCCUUCCCAUGAUGCAUGAAUCCUGGCGACUGGCUUCUUCGGACGUCGACUGGUUUGUCUACAUUGAAGCCGAUACAAGUCUGAGCUGGACAAACCUGCUACAAUUUCUCGGACGAAUGGAUCCAAAGAAACCGCUGUACCUUGGUGCGCAGAAUGUCGUCGGUCCGACCACUUUCGCUCAUGGAGGUUCUGGAUUCAUCGUUUCGCGCGCCGCGGCCAAGAGGAUUGCGGAUCUCAGAAAGAAGAAGGGUCCGGAAAAAUAUGACGAACGGUGGGAGCUGUCGACAAGCCAAUCCUGCUGCGGUGACGAGGUCCUUGCGCGUGCAUUGAUCGAAGUCGACGUUGAUCUGACACCUUCCUGGCCCCGUAUCCAAGGCGAGACGGUUGACACACUGGACUGGACCGAGAAACACUGGUGUACCCCUGCCAUAACCUGGCACCACGUCAAUCCCGCGCAAGUAGACAGCAUGUGGCGCUUCCAGAACAAAUGGGUUAAGGAGAAUGGUUGGUCUACACCAUACCUCUACCGCGACGUCUACGAUGGGUUUGUUGCUAGGCAUGUUUCUGUCAACCGAACCAGCUGGAACAACCUUUCCAAGGACAAAGAGUUUAAAUUGUCGGACGUUGAAAAGAACUCGAUCAAGAGCUUCGACAACUGUGCUGAAGCCUGUCUCGCCUGGAACAAUUGCUUGCAGUGGAUGCACGAAGACGGAGUCUGCAAGUUGGGCAAAGAUAUCAGGUUGGGA
Messenger RNA from Aureobasidium melanogenum CBS 110374, 1056 nucleotides. RefSeq lists its product as uncharacterized. Gene Ontology annotation, molecular function: glycosyltransferase activity. Gene Ontology annotation, cellular component: membrane. The transcript is spliced from 3 exons. The annotation marks the transcript as partial. The record is from RefSeq and is a predicted model, not a curated record. Lineage: Eukaryota; Fungi; Ascomycota; Dothideomycetes; Dothideales; Saccotheciaceae.